Notodromas monacha is the source of this 342-nucleotide messenger RNA. The record is from the annotation of a GenBank genome assembly. Lineage: Eukaryota; Metazoa; Arthropoda; Ostracoda; Podocopida; Cyprididae.
AUGGAAGAAGGCGAAGACCACGACGCCCUGCUGUUUUUCCAGACCAUGGACGCCCAGCAGGCUGAUGACACGCCAACUGACGAGAGCCCCGUGGCGUCCACGUCGACGGCGGCGUCGGGGGCGCCUCGGUCCGACUGGCUGUCGACCGUUUUCAAGGACCCCAGGGCACUGAUUACGCCUUCACUAGAAAUGCUUUCCUGGUCACAGGCUUCGGAUACUAAACUGGAUCGCAUUGAACGAUUGAUCAUGUCUAGAAUGAGCCGGCAACACACUGCCCAACACAUCCCGAUUCACACGUCUUCUCGACGUCCAGAUCCUUUCACCAGGGAACUCUUGCUUGAU